UUUAUCACAGCACACACUCCUGCACAUCAUCACACACACCGUGUAAUCGUGCAUGCACACACAGCUUCACCCUCACCUCUGAGAGCCACCAAAAACCUCAAGAUGGGAAAAAUCAACGGAUGCCUCAAAUGUCUCUUUAUCUUCUUCAAUGUGGUGUUUGCAAUCAUCGGAUGCCUGAUGGUGUUCGGGGCGGUGAAGGCCAGCGCCUACAGCCACCAGAUGUUGUCGGUUGGGGCCCCGAGCCUGGGGUGGAGUUGGGUGUUUGCCAUCGGCAUCCUCGGCAUCUCCUGCCUGGGAAUCUACGCAGGAUGCUCUGAGAAAGACUUGGCCCUCAAAAUAUUUGCAGGCUUCAUGGGCGUUGGAAUGAUCAUCAUGCUGAUCUUCGGCAUCAUCGUCGCUGUCACAAGAAACAAGAUCAAAGCGAGCUUUGACACUGCCUCCGCUGAAUUGUCUAAGCCUUUUAUGGAAGACCCUGAAAUGAGACUGAUGCUUGACGGACUACAGCAAUCUGCUUACUGCUGUGGAGUGGUGAGCUCCUCUGACUGGGGUGAUAACAUCCCCGACUCCUGCGAGUGCAAGUCUCAGUAUGGAUUAUAUCCAGGAUUUGGAGUAUCUGGAUGUAAACCCUUACCCCAGGGAGCCAGAGGGCCACAGCAGAUCUAUAGACAGACCUGCGGUGAUUUCAUCUUUAUGUGGUUGGACCUCAUCUUCCGGGUCGCCAUGGGCAUCUUCUUUGGAUUUGCUGUCACCGCAUUGCUGGGCCUGCUGGUCUCCCUCCUGAUGAUCUAUCAGAUCAAACGUCACGACGGCUCCGGAGGAUCUUCCAUCGGCAUGAAGAGCUACUAAAAGGAAGCCUCCACCCCUGACCCCUCCCCUUUAACCUCUGCACUGUAACAGGAGGACUCAUAGACUGUAUCAAAGAAGUGCACAAAGCCAUCAGCUCUAAAAAAAGUGAAGCCGAUGUGGAAGUCCCUUAAACUACCAUUCUUACUAAUGGCCAGCAGGGGGCGGAUCCAGUCAUAUUAUAUAGAAGUCAAUAAGAAAAUGAUCCUACCGCUCACUCACUAAACAUUUUUGGAUUGGGUGUAUGAUCUCAAUCGCCAGAUUCAAGUCUAUGAUCUACAUUUUACAAGUUGCUACCACGGCAACCUGUCACUCCAACACAUUCUUACCCCCCAGAUGUUUUAAUAUUUUUUAGAUGUUUUAUUGAUAUUUUGUGACAAAUCUUUUCGUACAUUUUAAUAAUAUUUUUCAACAUGUUACAUACCAGUUCCUGUUUUCACAGUUUCUGCUUGUUAGAUGAUACAGUCUCUUUAAAAACAAACUAACAAAAAAAACUUUGGUAAAAUACUGUGCAUUUACGUAUAUUUUAUUGUGCAACAAAUGCCAGUGGUCAGGUUUAGAAAACGAUUAUAGUUUGGCUUAAUAUGAGAAGCGAACACCAGGCUCCUGGGUAUGGCGUUUUAACCUGAUGCCAUCCUAUGGCUUUAAUAACUGAUGCCGUUAUGUACUGCUGCGACAGGAUGUCUGUUUUGUUGGAGUCUGAUGCAGACGUCAAUGACCAAGUGGCGGCAUUUAAAGACUUCAUAAUGAGAGCGGGUUUGUCAAACAGAAUAGGAGGCGUAUAAUGGUGCGUUCCAGGCAGGCUUUUGAACUCGUAAGUCACGACUUCAACUCACGAGUUACGACUUUGUAGCGUUCCAGGAAAGUUACGGCAAACUGCCAGUUACUUCCUGUUCAACGUUGAACAUGGCGAAACCGUAUGUUUGUGCUUCCCCAAUAUUUCUAUCGCCAAAGGUGCCUGCUCCUUGCUCAUUUGAGCGAAACGGAGGAGGAAAAACAGCGCACAAGGUCACAGAUGCCAUUAUACUUUUUAUUUUACGUUAUCUGUGUGUUUGGAAACGUAUUUUGUAUUGAUUAUUCUUGCACUGGAAACCAGCUGUUAGAGCGGCUGCCAAUAAUGCGUUAACAUUAGGGUUAUUUUAUGUCUAUUUCUCACCAUGUAUCACCUGCAUCAACACCGCAUCCAUAGGGCUGCCAUUGUUAUUUAGAGGAGUAAGGUAAUUGGUUUAGAGGGCUGUGUGACGUCAGAAAGCAUAACUGGGAGUACAUCGAUCUGGUACGAGUUCACGGGUGGGAAGUUACGGUUUUGACUGCCAUUCCAGUGCACUUUCACGGGUUACAGGUUGUGAAAACACGAGUUACGGGUUGCCUGGAAUGCACCAUAAUUUAGAUCCACCCCUCACUCCUCCAUAGCUCCACCCUCUUGUCCAAAUAUGGCCACUUCUGGCUCCAAAAAACCAAGAUGGUGAUGUCUCAAUGCUGAAACAGUCGUCCACAAACCAACGGGUGGCGUCACGCUGGCUACAUCCACUUCUUUCAUACAGUCUCUGAGAGGACUCAGUGGUCAGUCCCUGACCUCUUCUUCUUUGCUUUUUUUUUUUCGUCAUUUAGCCCCUCAGAGAGCGACAGGGUAUGCAGGAGACGGACGGAGGGCGUGGCACGCUGCAGAAAGAGUUCAUUUGGGAGGAAAAGUGCUGCAUCGCAGUGUUUUUUACUUCCAGCUUUAUAUUGUAGAGUUUAUUCCUUUAAUAUCAGACAUUUAUUUUUUGUGAAUCAGUAUAUUCUCUUUGUGUCAUUGAUGGUAUGCAGUAUUAUAGCAGUCUCGUGUAACAGAGACAUAUUGUACAAAAGAAGCAGCAUUUAGCUUAAAUGACUUAGUUACCUGUCAGCAGGCGUGUUUACUCUUCACUAACUGGCCUUUAAAUUCAUGUGGAGGUGGAUUCAUGGGAGCUGCUAAUUGUCGUGUCAUGAUAAAUCUAAUCCAAUCAGAAUCCACACGGACAAUAAUAUUUUAAACAGAUUGGGAAACAAAACCUGCAGAUUUGAGCGUUUUUUGUAUUUCUGGCAACAUCCUCAGACUUCCAUCUUAAUAUUCGGGCAUUUUAUUUUGAAAUGUAAUCGUCAAAAUUAAAGAAACGAUUUAACCCUUUGUGCUUUUGGGAUGUGGCCAGUAACAUUAUUUAUGAAGGAACUGCCAACAUAAAGUUACCACUAAAGAUUUCAGAGUCUGCUCGGGUCAGAAGAACACUUAAGCUGCCACCUGUGUGUGUGUGUGUUUGUGUGUGUGUAGGACAAUGAGCUCACAUAUUUGCUGUGCAUAUACAUAUCUGUCUAUGUAAAGUGCGUCAGUCGUAAAAACAAAACACUCCACUCAACUCCUGCCGUGUAGUUGGAGACAUCACCCCACGUGGCUAAAUAACAUCCUUAUAAGUGACGUUGGGAACAAAACUUCCACCUGUGUUGGUGCACCUGUUCACAUGGAGGUUAAUAUAAGAUUAGAUCACUUAAUUCAUAGUGUGAGGAUGUGACGACCCACACAGCAGCCCAGGGUUUCAGUUCUCCCACUAACUGUGAACACAUCACCACCAUUAAAUAAAAAAAGGGAUCAUGAUUUAGAUGGAAGACAAAUAUUGUAACAGGAACUGUUUUAUUGUGAAAUCUGCACUCUUAUCAUUUCAGAAUAAACUCCAGAGACUGAAUAUA
Epinephelus moara (kelp grouper) is the source of this 3546-nucleotide messenger RNA. Its product is annotated as tetraspanin-8-like. Gene Ontology annotation, cellular component: membrane. The record is from RefSeq and is a predicted model, not a curated record. Bases 103 to 846 code for a protein of 247 amino acids. The transcript has 9 exons. NCBI's taxonomy places the organism in Eukaryota, Metazoa, Chordata, Actinopteri, Perciformes, Serranidae.